AUGGUGUCAAACAUUAUUCUAGACAUAGAGGGCACAAUUUGCCCGAUCUCGUUCGUCAAGGACGUGCUUUUCCCGUACUUCCUGCGCCAGCUGCCCGCCCUGCUCGACCAGUACCAGUACCCGCUGCUCGAAGAUGUGUCCGACCCUGUGAAGACCAUCCUGCUCAAAUUUCCCCGGGACAAGACCGCAACCAGAGACUCGCUGUACUCGCACAUCAAGGCCCUGGUAGACAACGACGUGAAGGACCCCGUGCUCAAGGAACUCCAGGGCCUCGUCUGGGCGAAAGGAUACCACGAGGGAACCAUAAAGGCGCCGCUGUACGAGGAUGCGAUACAGGGCAUGUACACGUGGAGCACGCGAAAGGACAAAAAAGUGUACAUCUACUCGUCCGGAUCGGUCCAGGCGCAGAAGCUGCUGCUGCAGUAUGUGCGCGGCAUCAACGAGCCGGAAGCUGCGCCGGGCAAGGACCUCAAUGGACUGGUGUCUGGCUAUUUUGACACCACUAACGCGGGCCCAAAAAUCCAGCCGACUAGCUACUCCAAGAUUGCGGAAACAAUAAAUACGAGCCCCGACGAGUGUCUGUUUUUGAGCGACAACCCAAAAGAAGUGGCCGCUGCUCUGGAGGCGGGCAUGCAAAGCUACCUCGUCGUCAGACCGGGCAACGCCCCGGUGGAGUCUGCGCCUGCAGCCAAAAUCUCUACGUUCGCCCAGCUGGAUCUCUAG
Molecule: messenger RNA, 723 nt
Organism: Ogataea haglerorum
Lineage: Eukaryota; Fungi; Ascomycota; Pichiomycetes; Pichiales; Pichiaceae
Exons: 1
Coding region: 1-723 (240 amino acids)
Molecular function (GO): acireductone synthase activity; magnesium ion binding
Source: RefSeq, a predicted model, not a curated record